Molecule: messenger RNA, 975 nt
Organism: Cricetulus griseus (Chinese hamster)
Lineage: Eukaryota; Metazoa; Chordata; Mammalia; Rodentia; Cricetidae
Source: RefSeq, a predicted model, not a curated record
AUGGCAGCUGGUGAGGUCACAGUAGGAAUGAUCAUUUUAUCAGAGACUGCAGUUGGUAUCCUGGGCAACUCCCUCUUAGCCUACCAUUAUCUGUCACUUUACUUCAUUGGGAGCAGGAUAAGGUUCACAGAGUGGAUUCUACAGCAUUUGGUUGUAGCCAACUUCUUAACGCUCAUAUGUAAAGGAGUUCCUGAGACAAUGGCAGCCUUUGGUUUGAAAGACUUCCUGGAUGAUUUUGGGUGCAAACUUCUCCCCUAUCUUCACAGAGUAGGUAGGGGUGUGUCCAUCAGCAGCACCAGCUUCCUGGGUGUCUUUCAGGCCACCACCAUCAGCUCUACGUGUCUAAUAUGGAAAAAGGAUAAAGUCAAGUCUCCAAGUUACAUUGCUUCUUGUGUGUACCUGAGCUGGAUCCUGUCCCUCAUAGCAAAUAUUGCUUUUCCUAUGAACAUGACUGCAAGAUGGAGCCAUAGAAACAUGACAAGUCUAAAACAGUAUGGAUACUGUUCUGCUGUUUAUCUUGACAAAACGAGUGACCUCCUCUAUGCAGUAUUACUCUCAGGUCCGGAUGUCUUGUUCAUGGGCCUGAUGCUAUGGUCCAGCGUUUCCAUGCUCUACAUCCUCUGCAGACAUAAGCAGAGAAUGAGAUGCAUUCAUAGGAGCCAAUUUUCCCUCAGGUCCUCCCCUGAGACCAGGGCCACAAAGACCAUUCUGCUCUUGUUGAGCACCUUUAUCUGCUUUUACACACUUUCUUCCCUCUUGCAGGCUAGUUUGGCUCUUUAUGAUCCAGAUUGGCUCCUGGUGAAAAUGGCUACAAUUGCCUCUGGAUGUUUCCCAACUGUGAGUCCCUUUCUGCUGAUGAACCAUGACUCCCAUGAAAAUCCUUUCUGCUUUGCUUAUGCAAGGAGUAGAAAACAGCAGCCAUGUGGGCAACAAGUAAAUUGUCUGUUUCUAAUUAAUGUUCAAUUUUGCCUCUAA